Molecule: messenger RNA, 735 nt
Organism: Funneliformis geosporum
Lineage: Eukaryota; Fungi; Glomeromycota; Glomeromycetes; Glomerales; Glomeraceae
Source: the annotation of a GenBank genome assembly
AUGGAUAAAAUUGACGCUAAACCAAAAGUCUCUUCUGACUUUAUUUCUUCAGAUAUUGGACAAAAAAUUUUUAUGAUGCUCAGUAGUCCAAACCAUAAAAACCUUGUCCAUGUUCAAAGAAGUACAAGUGUUCAAAAACCAAUUGUAAAAGUUAAUAAAGCUUCAUCGAAUGUUAAUUCUGAUAUCACAUCUGUGCGAAAAACAAUUCCCAAGAUACCUAGAACGGAGAAUAACGUUAUAAAAAAGCAAGAUACUACGUCGAGUAAUCGCUCAACACAUAUCCAAAAAUUUACCCAUCGUGACGAGCAACGACAACUUGCUUCGGCUUCUCGCAAUGCUAGAGAUGAAGAUCAUUCGGACGAUGGUUUCGAUUUGAAACAAGCUGAUUUGAGAUUAUUAAAGCUUGUAAAGAGAACGCUUCUUAGGUACAUUGAAGAGAUUCCAUCAAGAAAAUUAAAGAGUGGUGAACUCACAGCAACAGAGAUCAGACCUUAUAUUAGAGACGUUCACUUUCCUAGAUUUAAAAAGUAUUUGCUUAAUAAGGGAAUACAAGCUCCUAAUAUAAUGAUACUUAAGUGUAUUAAAGAUCUUCACAUUUCUCGUCGUGACGUGUGGCUCAAGAAACAAAGGAAAUUACGUGAAGAACGUUCCCAAGAACAACUUGAUAGCGCAGAGGCUCUACCACCUAGGACAGAUGGCUAUGUAGCAUUUAAAUCAAAAAUGAUUCGUGAAUAA